CUACCGUCUAUCUUUGUCCCUUUCAAAGUUUUCACUGCAUUUUUUUAUCAUUAAUUCCGUUGGAACGAUCAAUUGAUUAAAUUUCUGAUGCGUCUUGAGUGUCAACAAAUGUCAUAAUUCAAGUCUUUAAGGCUUUGUGAGUGACUCAAAGGCUUUUAUUAGUGCAUGUGUAUCAGUUGUGUAUAUUUUCAUGUGAAUAUUUUUUAUGUGUCUCUGUCUUUCCUGUGUGUAUCCGACAGCGUCGUUGGUAUCUCGUUGAUCGCGUGCUGCACAGGUGUUUCGAAACAACCAACGGAAAAGGAAUAGGCGACGCGAAUACAAAUAAAAGAAAAAAUCGAAAUGAGAAAAAAAAAUAACAAUAAAAUGCAUUGGCUUGUAGUUGUGUUCCUUUAAAAAAACUGUGAUCCUAUCUCUACUCUCUCAUCUCAACACUCUUGGGAUCCAGUGAGCAAUUUUCCAACGAUGUCACAUGUGCCAACAGUUGGAUAAUUAAUGAGAUCAACGACAAAACUAAUAACUUGCAAUACACAAACUGAAAUUUUUUUUUCUCUAAUAUAUCAUAAGGAGAAAAAAAGUUGUCGUAAACAAUUACGCCUUUAAAAAGCAGACAUUUCGAAUUUAUUAGCUUUUGUCAACGAAUUUUGAGCCAAGUAUCUGCCUUUUCUGUAUUCAGCUUUUUUACAAAAAUAACAUAAGAAAAUUGGUGUCUGUUAAUGUGUGGUAACAAGAUCAUCUAUCUAAAUUAUUUGACAUGAUUCAAAGGUCGUUUGUAUGCAAAUUGAACAAAGUGUAGUCACAAACACAGUGGAUAAAUCAAGAAUGCAGCUUUUUCAACGUCGAUAGAAGGAAAGAAAAAAAAAUGUGUUAAUAAACAGUCAAGGAUUCUUGGAAGUUUAACAAUGACUACCUCAAUACAUUGGAGAAUGCUCAAGAGUCAAGACUCAAGACAAUGAAAAGGACUAAAUAAAAAUACGUGACAAUUUACCAUUUAAAAUAGAUACAAUAAGCCUAGGGACCAUGAACAUUUUUUUAAAAAACUUAUUAAAGCAUGCAAACAACUAGAGAAUUUAGCCGGUAGCCUAUUGGCUAUCUUGAAUUACCGGUAUCUCGGUAUCUUAUUGUCAUCAGAGCUGUGGAGAUGUCCUUUCGAGUGAGUGGUGGUGUUUUCCUGAUGCCAACACCUGGAUUACAGGAUUCCACUAAUGAAAAAUCAGUGAAUACUAAUGAUACUAAUAACCAACAGUAUCAUCAACAAUUCCAUCAAAUGACGAAGACCGUCACUAUAGUGUCAGGACCGCAAAGAAGUAAUAGUUUGGAUUACCUUAACUUUGAAGAGAAAAGACAGAUUAUUGCGUCUUCACUUUCUCUAAGUGACUUUUUAGCUCAUGGACCUGCGGCUGCGGCAGCUGCUGCCAAAGAAGUCGCAGCCAGUACUGUUGUUAUUGCCAAGAAACAAAAUGGAGCAGCUUUACGAACGAAUAGCUUGGGGUCGGGAGCGAGAACACCCCCGUUGGAAAGGAAGAGUAAAUUUUCCGCGCUGGGUAGACUUUUUAAACCUUGGAAAUGGAAACGAAAAAAGAAAUCAGAUAAAUUUGAAGCCACAUCACGAUCUCUUGAACGUAAAAUAUCUGUUCGAGCAAACCGCGAAGAGUUGGUACAGAAGGGAAUUCUUCUACCCGAGAGUCCAAUCACUACAAUACCAGAGAAUGGUCCAACAACUGACUCGAUGUAUAUUCAGAAACCUCCAACGCCACAGCAGCAGCAUAAUCAGCAGCAACAACCAACACCGGGUGGUGGAACGCCAACGGCGACCCCAACGGCUGGCCAGCAAUGCCAGCAACCGAUCUCGAGUGCUCCAACCCCUACGACGACUGGCAACACCCAUUCGAUUUGUACUGGAUCCAACAGCAAUCAACCCUCACCUCAUCCCUCGCCCCUUUAUCCAGGAAUUCCAUCAACUAAUCAGUUUAACGGCAACACACAGGGUAUGUAUAUAAAGCACCAUCUACUCUAUUAUGUUAAGAAAUUCUUCGUUGAGCCGAAAAAGGAAAAGACUGAGCAGAAUGCAAAUGGCGCGCUAUCACCCAGCGGUGAACCAGCGGGCAAUCAAGCCACCACGAAUACAGGAAACCAGAAUUCUGGCUCCGGUGGACUCCAGUCGGGGGAUCAACAGAAGCCAAAUAGGCCAAGUACCCUCGAGGCCUCCCGAAUGCUCACAAGAAGACUAAUUAUGUUCGGAGUGGAAAAGGGUGUUCUCCAGCCUACAGUUGAAGAACAGCAAGCAAUCGAUAGAUAUAUGACUCCUCCCCUACCUCCACAAAAUACUUUUAUGCUGUCAGAACUGCCAGAACCACCGAUUCCCUUAAGCGAGAUCGGUCCAAUUCCACCACCUCCCAUGUUUAGUUCACCGAGUCCUACUAUUUUAGCUAGACAACGUCAGCAAACGCUUCCUCUCUCCGAUUGUGAAGAUGAUGAUGACGAGGCAAUAGACCUGGAAGAAGAUGAUGACAGUCUUCGAAUGUUUCGAUUUUCUCAACCAGAUCCUGCAAUUGAUACCUCAAGAGUAGAGGAAAUUCCAGCCAAAGAGCCAAAGUUUCAUGCUGUACCACUGAAGAGUGCCCUUAAGAAGAAGGGUCCUAAUAGUGGUCCAGGGACACCUCAAAAUACUCCUACGCAGGAAAACCGACCUUUAACUCUUCGCCAAGAACUUCAUGCAUCUUUUAAAACGCCGCCAUUGAGGCCUAGGAUGAGAAUAUGUAGUCGACCAGGGAGAUUUGGCCUUACACUGCCAUGUACUUUGGAGAACAAGGAAAAUGCACGACCUUAUGUUAUCAGAGAAGACUCCGAUGGUUCUGAUGAUGGUCAAGUGUUCUACCGUGAUGACUAUGAAGAUGAAGAAAGUCGAUUAGCAGCUAAAAUUGCACGGAAGGAAUCACUGUCAUUGAAAUUAGCAUUGAGACCAGAUAGACAGGAACUUAUUAACCGUAAUAUACUUCAACUUCAGUCUGACAAUGAGAGACAAGAAACGAAGGAAGCGAUUGGUGCUAGACUUAUUAGGCGACUUAGUAUGCGACCGACUCAAGAGGAACUCGAGGAACGGAAUAUUUUAAAAAAACAAAGCCCAGCGGAAGAGAAAAAACAAAAAGAAGAAAAGAAAAGAUACCUUUUACGCAAACUUAGCUUUCGACCUACUGUAGAAGAAUUAAAAGAAAAGAAGAUCAUCAGGUUCAAUGAUUAUAUUGAAGUGACCCAGGCACACGAUUAUGACAGAAGAGCUGAUAAACCAUGGACACGACUUACACCAAAAGAUAAAGCAGCUAUACGAAAGGAAUUAAACGAAUUCAAAACGUCGGAAAUGGCUGUUCAUGAAGAUAGCCGACACCUCACUAGAUUCCAUAGACCAUGACAAUCGCAAUGUGUAGAGGUGCUAGAGUGUAGUGCGGGUAUUAUUGAUGCGUUGUGGUAUCGUAAAAGCAUUGACUGGUACAGCAACUCGCGGUUGAUAUGAAAGAAUUUGUUUCUUUUUUUGACAUUGUAAAUUAUUAUAAUUACAAAAAUUACUGUGGAGAAAUAUUCGAAGACACUCUUUUGUAGUACUAUGUCUAUGAAGGAGAAAAUUGUGAUAGGGUGAUCGUACCUUGUGUGUAUAAAGGUUCAUGGUGGAUCACUCGACAAUUAUUUUCAAGGCUCGUACACUCAACAAUGCACGUACACACGUGUACUCGACUAGUUUAAAAGAUUCAUCGGCUACAAAAGGAAGACAAGCACUUCUCUUCAUUUCAAUUAUUCUUCAUCAUCUACAUCAACUUUUUUAUUAUGUCUACCAACAUCAACAACACUAUUGUAUUGAAGCAUCUAUCACAACCAUUUCAAUUCAAUUAUCACUAGAAAACAAGCAUUAUAAAAAAUUUUGUCAAAUUGAUGAAAAAAAAAAUAUAUACAUACUAUAUGAGAAUUAGCACAGGCGCAUUGAAACUUCGAUAAGAAACGAAAGAAAUGUCAAAUAGUCGAGUUCGCGUGCAAAGAAAAAUAAUUACUCAUAAAACACCAUUUUAAUGAUCAAGCUAGCUAAUAGGUGUUACCUGACGAUGAAACAAAUAAAUAUAAGAAAAUGUAAUAAUUAUUUUAAACAAAGAAUAAUUUUUUUCAUGUUAGAUUCGUUCAUGAAGAAAAUGGUUACCGUUAAUCGUUUUACUAAUUGACAUUAAAACCAUAUUUAUUAUGAUCAUUAUUAUUGAAUAUUUUUAAACAAUAAAAUAAUCAUUAUUGUUAUAUAUAUAUCAUUAUUAUUAGGUUUAAUUGUUCAUUAAUUUUAGAAAGAUACUAUGUUAAUACUCCAUAAAUAAUUAAGAAACUCGUGAUUACUACCUAUAUCGUAGUAUAUUUUUUUACAGAAAUUUAAUUAUAAUUUUUUUAUUUAUAUCUUUGGGUAACACCAUUAUUCAUGAGCUAUCUUGAGCAGUUAAUUGUUAAGAUGAUUAAUUGAAUGAAAAAAAAAUUAAUAAAUAUUAUAUAUUAAAACGAAGAUAAAAAACAAUGCAUUGUGCAAUGAAAAUUUGUACAGAAAUAUCAGUAAUUAAUAAGUGUAAUGUUAUGGAAUGUCGAUAUAAUUAUAAUUAAUAAUUGUUAUAUUUUAUCACUUCUUAUUAACCAAUAAUUACUAUAAAUAUUAUUUUAAUAUUAUGUUUUGUAAUUAAUCAAUUGAUUAAAUGAUUAGUUAAUUAACCAACAGUAUCAUCAAUCAUCUACUAUCAAUAAUAAUGUUCAUCUCAUUGAAAAAACGUGCUCGAUAUUUUUCAUGAAAAUAUUUACAACUAAUAACUGAGUAAUAAUUAAACAAAUUAAACAAAAUGUUGCUUGACGUUAAAAUGUCAAAAUCAGCAGUGUUAUUAUUGUAGUUAUAGUUAAUAAGAAAAAAAAACAAUAAUAACGGCGUUAAUUUAAUUAAAUAGUAAAAACAAAGAAUUGAGUGAAAUAAUAAUCAAUCAAUGAAAUUCAAUUAAAUUUAAACAAGUAGCACAGUGUCUCAUAUACAACGAGGCAUGUUUAUUAUUAUAAAAAAAAAACUAAAUAAAUUAACUAAACGCUUUCUUCGUGCAACCAUCAAUUUAUUAUUCUGCAAAUGAUCUUUGGACGUGAGCUUCUAUUACCAAAUUAAAUUAGAUUAAUUGCCUUAAUUCCAGUAAACUUAUAUAAUGAAUUAUUCAUGCAAUACAGUUGUUAGGGAAUUGGAAACGAAUGAAUAAAAUGGAUAAUAUGAAAUAGGAUGGACAAAUUGGUAAAGUUACAGAAGUGUAUUGUUAUUGAAGUUUUUGUUUGAAGAAUACAUUAAGAUGAAUGAUUCAACAGAGCAACAAAUGUUAGUUAGUAUUUUCUAUUAAAUUAAAAUACACAAACACAAGGAAUUUUAUAAUCACUUUCCUUCAUGAAUAAAUAGACUAAAUUAUCAAUAGAAUUUGUCAAUUCUGUAUUCAAGUUUUUCUUCAUUGAACUUAUUCAUUUUUCCACUCUGGAACGAAUAAAAUUUCUACUUUAUAACUUCGUAAUUUAAAGCCAACUACUUGCUCUGAUAAAACGAAUGGUUAAUCAAUAAAUAAAACUUUGAUGCAAAUAAAGCUUUGUAUGAUAAAUAGAUUAAUUGUUCCGUACAAUUGUUCAAUACGUUUACAAAGAAAUGCUCUCGUUCCAUUGGUCAAAUGUUCGACUACCGUGUAGUCGAUUACUUUUCAUAUAUGGUUGCGUUUUCUUUGAGAAAAUCAGUAGGAUAUAAAAUUGAUUAUAAAGAAAUGAACAAAUGAAACAUAAGGGUCUCAUGAAUUUAAAAUUUGCCAUCGAAAUGGUAUUUAAAUGGAUAGAAAAAAUACUUUGAUAUUGUAAUUGAUAAGUCGAAAAGUGCACAAAAGCUUUAUCGAUUUAUGAAACGUAUACAUAUAUAAAUAUAAUAAAUUAAAAUUUAUAAAUAGAGCAAUUAAAUAAAUUCUUUGUAAAUAUAUAAAUAUAAAUAACAACAAUAAUGAUUCUGAAAAAAAUUAACAGAACAAAACGCAAUAAAAGUUUCGUUGAAUGCUAUAAUUGCAAAUGAUAAAACAAUUUAAAUUCUUACAAGAUAUUAAUUUUAAUUAUUAGAUAAACAAAAAUUAUUAUGGAACCCUUUUCCCUUUAAGAAAAUAAGUCAAACACACAAUAAUCGCAACUUAAUAGUUAUCAAAGCAUGAAUAGAUAUAUUAUAUAAUAGAAAAUGUGCAAUCACAGCAUUAAAGUUGGUAUUUUAUGUACAAAAGACGAGAAGACUCAAGUAUUGAAUUAAAAAAGUAUGAAAAAAUUGAGAAAUUCUUUAAAAAACUUUUAGCGAAUUAUCAUUCUUUUGAAAAACAAAAAAAAACAGCAUUUGAGAAGGUUUUAAGAACAGAAUAGCUUACAAAUUGCUCGCAAAACAUUCUUAUUUAAUUUAACAUAAUUAUUAAAUUUUGAAUGACUCCAAUCAAAUUUAAAAAUAUGAGGUUUUUUAAGUUCACUUUAACUAUUUCAUAAAUUGAAACUCUAUUAACACUUGAGUUUUCUGGUUAUUUUUUAUUUUACUGAAACAGUGAUAUGUAUCAUCAAUUAAGUAAAUUCGAGAAUUAUAGUCAAAUUUUUUGUCAAAUAAUUACGGGAUAAAACAAGUACUGAAAAGAUUUCAGAAUAUUAAUAACUGAGUGUUAUUCAAAUGUUUAUAAUAUGGACGGACAUUUUAUGUAUAGAAUCUACUGUGAACAGUAAAAAAACAUUCAACAAAUUAGAUAAUUAUUAGAAUCAAUUAGUAAAAAAAAGUACUUGAUAACGAGCAGUCUUGUAUUAUACAAAUUUACUGAAUAAAUUUAAUGAAGUUUUUAAAAACAAAAAAAAUGUAACUCUAUUCACAUUGAAUUAAAUAAUAAAAAUUUAUAUGAUGUAAUGGAGACUUCUGCCAAAAUAUUUUUACUUUUCAGAGUGAUAAAUUUCGCAUGAUGAUGAUUGGUGAAUAAAUCUUUAUAAUAGAGUUUAAGGAUAUAAGUAUUAAAAAAACCAAUAUCCUCUUUUAGUAAUAUUCCAUGUCUUAAUUCAUUUCAUGUUCAACAUUGAUCUGUUACGAUUGUUCAUUAGAUUACUUUGAUAACUAUUUUACUAUAAACUUUUCCUAAAAAUGAAUAAAACAAUACUACCAAUCAUAUUGUGAACACAAUGGUUAACUUAAUAAUAGAACAAAUGAUGAACUCUUCUACUGUAAUAUUUAUUUUGUACAAUGUAACUUUUAACAGGCUCAUUUCCAAAGUUUCUUGUACGUCUCAGAGAAUGCAAAUCUUUUGGAAAGAGAAUGAUGCUGUAUUGGAAAAUUUUUUUUUUCAUAUAAAAAUAAAAAAAUGUAUAUAAAUAUU
Chelonus insularis is the source of this 7394-nucleotide messenger RNA. Its product is annotated as phosphatase and actin regulator 2. Bases 1139 to 3406 code for a protein of 755 amino acids. The transcript has 16 exons. Gene Ontology annotation, molecular function: actin binding. The record is from RefSeq and is a predicted model, not a curated record. Gene Ontology annotation, biological process: actin cytoskeleton organization. Lineage: Eukaryota; Metazoa; Arthropoda; Insecta; Hymenoptera; Braconidae.